GUUGUCCUGAAAACUACAAGGCGGGUGACGUCGUGCAACAACAGGAAGGAUGCGGAAUAAUUCGGUGCUAUGAAGAUUUGGCCGAAUUUGUUGGCUGCGGUAGCUCUUACGUUGAACACGACCGUACAUCUUGCUAUAUCAGCUACAACACGGAGUUAAACUACCCUGACUGCUGCACCCCAAAUGUUGUGUGCGCUGGUGAUGAGGGAUUUGAUGAGACCCAGCUAGCUUAG
Molecule: messenger RNA, 233 nt
Organism: Candidula unifasciata
Lineage: Eukaryota; Metazoa; Mollusca; Gastropoda; Stylommatophora; Geomitridae
Source: the annotation of a GenBank genome assembly